CCCAGACGUCCGAGUCCCGCCCCUCCCCCCGGCCCUUCCGGCCGGCCCGUCUCGCUGGUUCCGGUCCUCCAGCCCCGCCCCCCGCCGCCGAGUCCCGCGCGCCGCCGCCCGGAUGGCGCAGCAGGGGCGGGCGCAGUACGAGCCGGUGGCCGAGAUCGGCGUGGGCGCCUACGGCACCGUGUACAAGGCGCGGGACCUGCAGAGCGGCAAGUUCGUCGCCCUGAAGAACGUGCGGGUGCAGACGACGGAGAACGGGCUCCCGCUCAGCACCGUCCGCGAGGUGGCCCUGCUCAAGCGCCUCGAGCACUUCGACCACCCCAACAUCGUCCGGCUGAUGGACGUCUGCGCCACGGCGCGGACCGAGCGCGAGACCAAGGUGACGCUGGUCUUCGAGCACGUGGACCAGGACCUCAAGACCUACCUGGACAAGGCUCCCGCGCCCGGGCUGCCCCUCGACACCAUCAAGGACCUGAUGCGUCAGUUCCUCCGCGGGCUCGACUUCCUGCACUCGAACUGCAUCGUGCACCGGGACCUCAAGCCCGAGAACAUCCUGGUGACCAGCAGCGGCCAGGUCAAGCUGGCCGACUUCGGCCUGGCCCGUAUCUACAGCUGCCAGAUGGCCCUGACCCCCGUGGUGGUGACGCUGUGGUACCGGGCGCCCGAGGUGCUGCUGCAGGCGGCCUACGCGACUCCCGUGGACAUGUGGAGCGUGGGCUGCAUCUUCGCCGAGAUGUUCCGGAGGAAGCCACUCUUCUGCGGGAACUCGGAGGCCGACCAGCUGGGCAAGAUUUUCGACGUGAUCGGGCUCCCCGUGGAGGACGAGUGGCCCCUGGACGUGGCGCUGCCCCGCUGCGCCUUCCGCGCCCGCCCCCCCCAGCCCGUGGAGGGCUUCGUCCCCGAGAUGGAGCCGCUGGGCACCCAACUGCUGCUGGAAAUGCUGACCUUCAACCCCUACAAGCGGAUCUCGGCCUACGACGCCCUGCGGCACCUCUACCUCCAGGACCGGGGGGCGGGCGAGGGGUAGCGGCUGCCCUGGGGGAGCCCCCCACUGUGCCCCCCCUCCCCCCACAGAUAUGGACACAGGGGACAGAGCCGUUCCCAGCCCCGGGGGCGUGGGAGGGGCUCACACGGGGGGGGGGGGGGAUGUCUUUGCUCCUGCCAAGUGCCUGGGACCCCCCCCCCUUGCACGAGGAGAGCUGGAGCAGCCCCUUGUGCAAGUCAGGUGCUGGAAGGAGGGGCCCCCCCCCAUCCUCGUGCAAGAAGGAUGUGGGCCCCCCUUCACCACCCUCAUGCGAGGUGACCCCCCCCCCCAAUCCUCGUGCGAGGGGGUGACAGCCCCCCCCAUCCUCGUGCGAGCCGCGUGCAAGGGACAGUGAUGCCCCCUGCACUGGUGCUCCGCUCGCACAGGGGGGAUGGGGGAGACAUGGGGACCCCCCCCGCAAGGGGGUUAUUUUGGGGGGUGCAGGGACGGGCCCCCACAUCUCUGUUAAUAAAGGGGCGCAGACGGCGCCCUGCCCCCC
This is a messenger RNA of Phalacrocorax carbo (great cormorant), 1520 nucleotides long. NCBI's taxonomy places the organism in Eukaryota, Metazoa, Chordata, Aves, Suliformes, Phalacrocoracidae. The record is from RefSeq and is a predicted model, not a curated record.